This is a messenger RNA of Pleuronectes platessa (European plaice), 7673 nucleotides long. RefSeq names its product multiple PDZ domain protein. The coding region runs from base 153 to 6443 and encodes 2096 amino acids. The record is from RefSeq and is a predicted model, not a curated record. The transcript has 47 exons. Gene Ontology annotation, molecular function: protein binding. Lineage: Eukaryota; Metazoa; Chordata; Actinopteri; Pleuronectiformes; Pleuronectidae.
GAGCGCCGUUAGCCGCGGGACAACACAAGCUGAGGCCGGGAUACACCGUCUACCCGCCGGUGGAAAAGUAAAGGCUCCCCCGCUGAAUGCCUUGAAGAAAGGGGGGAGUGUGAAAUUGCUGUGAAAGGAGAAGAAUCGGUUGAGAUUUAAAAAUGAUUGAAACAAUGGACACGCAGCGUGCCUUGCAGGCGGUGGAGCGUCUCCAGGCCAAGCUGAAGGAGCGAGGCGAGGUGCCCGCCGAGGAGAAGCUCAGCCUGCUCAAGUCCGUGCUCCAGAGCCCCCUCUUCCACCAGAUCCUGGCCCUGCAGAAGUCGGUCCAGCACAUCAGGGAGCAGGGGAGUGUCCCGUCAUCACGAGGCACUGACACCAUUGAUCAACUCACAGCAGCGAAGCCCAAUGGAAGCCACGUUUCCUGCUCAGAUGCAUCUGACGCUACGCACACUAAUGGAAAGACACCGUCUGAAGAGUUUGAGCACAUCAUCCAGUCCAUGGCACAGGGGCGCUACGUGACUCAUGUGGAGCUGCAGAAGCCUGUGUCGGGGGGUCUGGGCUUCAGCGUGGUGGGUCUGAAGAGCGAGAACCGUGGCGAGCUCGGCAUCUUCAUCCAGGAAAUUCAACUGGGAAGCGUGGCUCACUGCGAUGGGAAGCUCAAAGAAGCCGACCAGAUCUUGGCCAUCAAUGGUCAGCCCCUGGACCAGACAGUGACCCACCAGCAGGCCAUAGCCAUCCUGCAGUGCGCCUCGGAGAGGGUGCAGCUCAUAGUGGCCCGAGGACCGAUACCUCAGCUGGCCAGUCCCGUGGUGUCCCGCACGCCCUCCGCCGCCAGCACGCUGUCGGCCAACUCCAGCACGUUGCAGCACGUCGAGACCAUUGAGCUAGUCAACGAUGGCACUGGCCUUGGAUUCGGGAUCGUGGGAGGCAAGACCACCGGGGUCAUCGUCAAAACCAUCCUUCCUGGAGGCAUAGCUGAUCAGGACGGCCGCCUGCGCAGCGGGGACCACAUCCUGAGAAUCGGAGACACUGACCUCCACGGCAUGGGCAGCGAGCAGGUGGCGCAGGUCCUCAGGCAGUGUGGCAAUCGGGUGAAGCUGGUGGUCACCAGGGGCCCCGUGGAGGAGAGCGCCUCGGCCUCGGCUGUCAUGCCAGUGGUGCUCCCCACUGUCAAUGAACAACAGGGCUACGAGGAAGAGGAGAGUGAAGCGUUCGAUGUGAGCCUCACCAAGAACAACCAGGGACUGGGGAUCACUAUCGCUGGCUACGUUGGGGAUAAGAAUUUGGAGCCCUCUGGUAUUUUCGUUAAGAGCAUAACAAAGGACAGCGCCGUAGAUCAAGAUGGCCGCAUUCAUGUUGGAGACCAGAUAAUCGCUGUCGACCGAGUGAACAUACAGGGAUACACCAACCAGCAGGCCGUGGAACUGCUCAAACACACCGGCCAGGUAGUCCACCUUCAGCUGAUCCGGCGGGGCUUCCGGCCGGACGAGAUCCCCCCCGCCGUGACCCCCAGCGUCACUAUCCUGCCGUCCUCCACCACCAUCCCCACCACCACCAUCGUCCUGAGGGAGCUGGAGCUGGAGAGGAAGGAGGCCGAGGAGCCAGUGCUAGUCACCGCAGAUGAAGAGCCGCCGCAGACAAAGAGUGAAGGAUCUGAUGUCAGCGCAGCCAUGGAUCAGCUAACAGAAGACAAACAUGAGAUGAGGCUAACACCCUUCGAAGAGGAACGACUGAUGAAGAAGUGGGAGGAGAUUCUGGGUCCGAGUAAUGAAGUAGUUGUGGCUCAGGUGGAGAAGUACAGUGAGCACAGCGGCCUGGGGAUCAACCUGGAAGCCAACAGUGGACAUCACUACAUCCGCUCUGUUCUACCGGAGGGACCCGUUGGUCGCUGUGGCAAGCUGUUCAAUGGAGAUGAGCUGCUCGAGGUCAACGGCAUCUCUCUGAUCGGCGAGACCCACAAGGAAGUGGUCCGCAUCUUGAAGGAGCUCCCGCUGUGUGUGAGCGUGACAUGCUGUAGACCCGCCCCUCACCUGCAGACUGACAUGGACGCUGUUCCACCAAAACCAGAGGCUUUGCCCAAUCCAUUCAAACUGAAGAAAGAAAUAGACCUGAGCAGCAUACUGGCUGCAGAAGAGUCAGAGGCGAACAGAGGAGCGGCGGAGCUGGAUACUGUGACAGAGGAGGCAAUAGGAUCUCCUUUGGCUAUGUGGGAGCUGGCGAUCCAGAAUAUCGAGCUGGAGAAGGGCGAAGGGGGACUGGGAUUCAGUAUUCUGGACUACCAGGACCCGAUGGACUCGGCCAAGACGGUGAUCGUGAUUCGCUCGCUGGUCCCCAACGGCGUGGCAGAGCAGGAUGGCCGACUGUUGCCCGGGGACAGACUCAUGUAUGUGAACAGCACCGACCUGGAGAACGCCAGUCUGGAGGAUGCCGUCCAGGCCCUGAAGGGGGCCCAGCUCGGCCAGGUCCAAAUCGGAGUCGCCAAACCGCUGCCUGGAAUAUGUGGAUAUUCCCACUCUCCACACUCAUAUGGUGAGCAGGAAAUAACUCCAUCAUCCAUCAUCCAUUCAUUUGACCUCACCAGUAUUUUGGUUGAAGGAGGAGAGGAAGAAGAUCUGGCUGAGGGCAUCGUGUACCGAGCAGAGCCGGCAUUGAUUGACACCGGUGAAGCAGACCUGUCUGAUGAAAGGGUGUUGGAUCAUUCUUACUCUGGAAUGGAGGACGACACGUUCCAGGCGUCCAUGAUCGCUCUUCACGGUAGCAGCUGUAGCGCAGAUCUGGAUUACUUGCACUCCUCCACGCCCAAGCUGACAGCCCGCCUGCAGGUGCUGGACGAGCAUCCCCGCUUUACGGCACCGUGCGGCCUCGGAGACGACACCGAGGCGUUCACACCAGAGAAGUCGGCCUCUUUCUCUCCUCCGAGUUUCAGAGGUCAGCUCCCGUCCUAUCAGGCUGCACUCGGCGGCUCCGAUCACUUCCUGGCUCAUCGCGUGACCAAAGAACCGGUGGAGUUCUCAAACUCUUACAGCCAGUUUGCUGAAUCAGGAACCGGAUUGAUUGCACUGGAGGAAACCUUGGAGUCCGGUCACUACCUGGAGGAGCCCCCGCCCAUCUCUUUUGGAGAUAUUAGAGAUAUACAGAUUUUGAUAAAGGACGAGGAGGCCGGCGUGAAAGAACCCGAAGAAGACGGAGACAAGGAAGCUGUGACCUUAGGGAGCCAUUUUGAAAGGACCAUCACUGUUGUCAAGGGCAACUCCAGCCUGGGCAUGACAGUGAGCGCCAUGAAAGAUGGUCUGGGGAUGCUGAUCCGCAGCAUAAUCCACGGCGGGUCGAUUAGCCGCGAUGGACGUCUCGGUGUCGGCGACCUCAUCCUGGCCAUUAACGGAGAGCCCACCGCCAACAUGACCAACGCCCAGGCUCGUGCCAUGCUGCGCAGACACUCCCUCAUCGAACCGGACCUGGGAUCUGCUUGUUCACCCGAGGACGAUCUGUGCCCGUUCUAUGUAAUUACAUAUGUUCCAGCAGAAUAUCUCGAAGAGUACAAAACCAGCUCUGAGCAGGCUAAAGACGAUGGCUUCUCUGAAACAGCUCCGGCACCAGAUCCAGCUCCAAAAGAUAUUCCCAAUCUCCCUGAGCGUGAGGACGGAGAGGGAGAGGAAAGUGCCUCCUACAACAACUGGAACCAACCCAGGAAAGUGGAGCUGUUCAGGGAGCCGGGCAAGUCCCUGGGCAUCAGCAUCGUGGGGGGACGAGGGAUGGGCAGCCGCCUGAGUAACGGAGAAGUGAUGAGGGGGAUUUUUAUCAAACACAUCCUGGGAGACAGUCCUGCUGGACAGAACGGGACCCUGAAGACUGGAGACAGGAUCGUGGAGGUGGAUGGAGCGGACCUGCGGGAUGCUAGUCACGAGGAGGCAGUGGAGGCGAUACGCAGGGCAGGCAACCCCGUCUCCUUCCUGGUGCAGAGUAUUAUUCACAGGCCCAGGCCUGAGUCUAUAUGUAGCCCAGCCUCAUCGCCUUCUUUAGAGAAACACAGCACUGCUUUCACAUGCAUGCCGCAUCACACAUGUCAGGCGCUGAUAACAGACUCCGGUGAGGACAGAGCCGCGGCUGUAACCAGGGACAAGGACAAGGAGGGUGACAGUCUCAGUAGACUUUACCUCCGCCUCUCCCCAACUAACCCUUUCACUCCUACCCCGUUUAAGCCGGCGAAGCGUGAAGCGGCAAAGGCAUCUCCCACCAGCGCUGUCCUCCCCCUGCCAGUGAUGCCCCAUGUGGGAGAGACUGAUACAGACACGCUGACGGAGGUUCCUGGCAGACCCGCCGAGGCAGAGGAGGUGAACGAAGAGGAGGAGGAGGAGGUGGUGGAGGAAGAGGAGAUGGAGGAUGAGUUUGGAUACAGCUGGAAGAACGUGAUCCAGCGCUAUGGCGGCCUCCCAGGUGUCCUACACAUGAUUGAGCUGGAGAAAGGCAAGACAGGCCUGGGCCUCAGCCUGGCAGGGAACAGGGACCGCUCUCGCAUGAGUGUGUUCGUGGUGGGAAUAGAGCCCAGUGGGGCGGCCUGCAGGGACGGGCGCAUGGUGGUGGGGGACGAGCUGCUGGAGAUCAAUGGGCAAGUCCUGUACAGCCACAGUCACCAGAACGCAUCCUCCAUAAUCAAGAGCUCACCAUCAAAAGUCAAAAUCAUCUUUGUCAGGAACACAGAGGCGCUGAACCAGAUGGCUGUGGGACCUGUGAGGGAGCGCGAGGGAGACACAGCGGUGCCCCAUGCUGAGCUGGAAACAGAGGCCGCUAAUGGCGAUGCCGAUGCUUCCCAAUAUCUCCAUCAUGUCAUCCAGCUGAAGGACGACGGAGGACUUGGAUUUGCUUCUGUCGAGGGGAACACCGAGAGUGGAGAGGAAAUUCAUGGUGCAUCAGAAGUGGAAGGACCUUCCUUCCUCUCCUCUCUACAGUCGACUUACCAGGACGGGGUUUCCUCAGAUGGGGUCCUCGCGGGCUUACCCAGCAUGCCUUGCGACGCCGAGGUCUUGUUGAUACCGGCAGAGGCCGAAGACGACACGAAUCUGAGCCGCUCCUCCAGCCCUUCCACUCUGGCCUCUGACCCGUCGACCUGUCCCAUCAUCCCCGGCUGUGAGACCACCAUCGACAUCUCCAAGGGCCGCACAGGCCUGGGCCUCAGCAUCGUGGGAGGCUGCGACACUCUGCUGGGGGCCAUCAUUAUCCACGAGGUCUAUGAAGAAGGGGCAGCCUCCAAAGAUGGCCGGCUAUGGGCAGGAGACCAAAUCCUGGAGGUGAACGGCAUCGACCUGCGUGCAGCCAGUCACGAUGAAGCCAUCAACGUGCUGAGGCAGACCCCCCAGAGGGUCCGGCUGGCGGUCUACAGGGACGAGGCCCAGUACAAGGAGGAGGACCUGUGGGACUCGUUCAGUGUGGAGCUGCACAAGAGGCCCGGCCAGGGAUUGGGCCUGAGCAUCGUGGGGAGGAGGAACGACACGGGAGUGUUUGUGUCCGAUAUCGUGAAAGGAGGUCUGGUGGAGACGGACGGGCGACUGACGCAGGGCGACCAGAUCAUGUCGGUCAACGGCGAGGACGUCCGGUCGGCCACUCAGGAGGCCGUGGCCGCGCUGCUGAAGUGCUGCGUGGGGCCUAUCAGCAUGGAGGUGGGGAGGUUUAAAGCUGGUCCCUUCCACUCUGAAAGAAGGCUGUCUCAAACUAGUCAGAUGAGUGAGACCGGCAUCUCCAAGGUGGCCGCCUCUCAGUCGUGUUCAGACUCUGGAAGCCUUCCCGUCGACCCUGACAAGACCGGCCAGGAAUCCCAGGAAUCCCCGGAGCAACAGGACACCAGAGCGGUGGAGUUCACCAAAGGGCCCAGCGACUCCCUGGGGAUCAGCAUAGCAGGCGGAGUGGGCAGCCCCCUGGGUGAUAUACCCAUCUUCAUCGCCAUGAUGAACCCCGUCGGCCUGGCGGCUCAGACCCAGCAGCUAAAGAUCGGGGACCGAAUUGUCAGCAUCUGUGGAACCUCUGCUGAAGGCAUGAGCCACUCGCAGGCCGUCACUCUGCUCAAGAACGCCACGGGCACCAUCCAGCUGCAGGUGGUAGCAGGUGGUGACACGACCGUGACCGGUCCCUCUCAGGAGCAGGCGGCAGCAGGACUCACGCCCAGCUGCAUUUUCCAGGAUGAAAUAGGCCCCCCUCAGUAUAAGAGCAUCACUCUGGACCGAGGACCAGACGGACUUGGCUUCAGUAUAGUCGGCGGGUACGGGAGCCCUCACGGAGACCUGCCUAUCUAUGUGAAAACCGUUUUCGGAAAGGGAGCGGCGGCGGAGGACGGGCGGCUGAAACGAGGAGACCAGAUCAUGGCUGUUAACGGACAGACCCUGGAGGGCGUCACUCACGAAGAAGCUGUGGGCAUCCUGAAGAGAACCAAAGGAACUGUCACGCUCACUGUGCUUUCAUAGACAGACACAUAUACAAACAAACACACACAAACACACACAAUAGAGCUCACACCAGCAGUAUUUCCCAUCUGGGCGGUUGUGUCGAAAGCACCGGAUGCAAACUGACAUAUGAAGCAACCCACACACCGAUAAUAAUGAAGUAGCCUGUGGCCCCAUGUAGCUCUGAACACUGUGAUCCAUGAAGCCGACUAGAUGGAGACUUGCGUACAGUAUAUUUCACACGAAUCAAUCACACAAAUCAUGCUUGUAGAAAAAUGAAUUUAUACUUUUAUUUUGUACUAUCUUCUCAUUUUGAUUAGUUAUCAUGUGGUAAACAGUAUUAGAAACAAUCCAUGGCUCUGGAUUGAAAUAGACACAUUUAAGCAAUAGCAGCAAUAUUGAAAUAUUUCCACAAAUAUUUCUAUUUUUGUUUUAUUUUUACAGUCUGAGGUGCGCGUCACUUCCCACUAAAUUCAGAGCAUGACAGUAUUCUUUCCUUUAGGCGACAAACAAAUUAGCAGGACCGAGAUAAUGACAUGAUGUAUUAGCCGAAAACAGCGUUAUUCGCCUUUUACGCUUAAUUCACUCUACUAUGAAUUCCCCCAAAAGGCUGAUGCUGCUGUAACUGGUUUUUACUCCUCACCAAGUCACUGUUGUUUCAGUGCACGCGGCCUGCAAAGCAUUUUUUCUUCACGUGCUCCAGGGGCGAAAACGCCUGCUAUUGUAAAUACACUGUGUGUUGACACAUUUCUGAAGGGAAACGUGUGAAACCCUUGGAGUGUUGUUUGUUGUUUUUUUUGUACACACUUGACUAGUUGAGGAACUGUGAGCGUGUGCAUGUAUGUGUGUGUGUGUGUGACCUAUUCACUGAGAUAUAGUGCUGCUAAAGCUGAUAUAAACGUAUUACGUCAAAGUACUCGGAUUUUUUAAGUAUUAAUUAUGGUCCGCUUGAUGAAGGUGCACGGAAAAGCAAACGAUCCGCUAUCUAGGGUCGGAGUGGACGAGUGGUUCUUGUUGUCAGGUGGAUUAUAUAACGGACCUGAGCUCAUUUUGACCGUGUUGUUGUUUACCCCAGAACAAAGACAUCCAGUGUUUUAGGAAGUCCUGAAGGAAUCUGUUGUGUUGUGUAGUGUCGGGGAGAAAGUUGACAGUUAUCUUUCUUCUCACUUGGAAAUGUGGCUCCGGUACCGUCAAGGGGACGGUAAUGGAUUCUAUUCACACUGAAUUAAAUAAAAGUGACCUUUGGAUUCA